Molecule: messenger RNA, 3476 nt
Organism: Fukomys damarensis (Damara mole-rat)
Lineage: Eukaryota; Metazoa; Chordata; Mammalia; Rodentia; Bathyergidae
Gene: Mybpc2
Product: myosin binding protein C2
Exons: 26
Coding region: 390-3416 (1008 amino acids)
Molecular function (GO): protein binding
Source: RefSeq, a predicted model, not a curated record
CCCCUUCUCCCUUUCUCAUCUUCUCCCCGUCCUCCUCUUCUCUCUUCUGGACCCAAAAUCUGGACUCCGCGUUCCUAUGACCCCAGACUCAGGAGGGUGGGCGCCCAGCACCCUGCCGUCCUCGCGGGGCGUCUCCCCCGCAGCCCAGGUGUGGGAGCCCCCCAGCCUUCCUCCCUGGGGACCCGGCAUGCAGCUGUCUCUGUCCACCUGCUAUUUCUCCCCUUUUGGGCGUGCAGGCAGAAUGUGGGGCAGCGGUCCCGGCCUCCCGGGGCCUCCUGGGAGUCUCUCAUCUUCUUAAAACGCUCCCCGCGGGGCACCUGUCCUCCCUAGGGCGCCGCGGGUCUUCGCAGCUGCGUGGUCUGGUCCCCCCGCGGGAGGAAGUUGCCGACAUGCCUGCGGCCAAACCAGCAGCCAAAAAGGUCCCCAAAGACAAAGAUGUCCCCAAAGAAGCUGCCCCUAAGGAAGCUCCUGCAGAGCCCCCCAAAGAAGCCCCACCCGAGGACCAGUCCCCCACUGCCGAGGAGCCCAGUGGCGUUUUCCUGAAAAAGCCCGACUCCGUAUCAGUGGAGACUGGAAAGGAUGCCGUCAUAACGGCCAAGGUGAACGGCAAGGAGCUUCUGGGCAAACCCACCAUCAAGUGGUUCAAGGGCAAGUGGCAGGAGGUGGACGGCAAAAGCGGGGCCCGAUUCUCAUUCAAGGAGGCCCAUGACUCUGCCAGCAAUGUAUACACCGUGGAGUUGCACAUUGGGAAGGUGGUCCUGGGGGACCGAGGGGAUUACCGCCUGGAGGUCAAAGCCAAGGACGCCUGCGACAGCUGUGGCUUCAGUAUCGACGUGGAGGCGCCCCGUCAGGAUGCCUCUGGGCAGAACCUGGAAGCUUUCAAGCGCACGGGCGAAGGGAAGGCAGAAGAUGCUGGGGAGCUGGAUUUCAGUGGCCUGUUGAAGAAGAGGGAGGUGGUCGAGGAGGAGAAGAAGAAGAAGAAGAAGGACGAUGACGACCUGGGCAUUCCCCCCGAGAUCUGGGAACUCCUGAAAGGGGCCAAGAAGAGCGAGUAUGAGAAGAUCGCCUUCCAGUACGGCAUCACCGACCUCCGGGGCAUGCUCAAGAGGCUCAAGAAGGCCAAGGUGGAGGUCAAGAAGAGCGCAGCCUUCACCAAGAAGCUGGACCCGGCCUACCAGGUGGACAAGGGCAACAAGAUCAAGUUGGUCGUCGAGAUCAGCGACCCGGACCUUCCCCUCAAGUGGUUCAAGAAUGGCCAGGAGAUCAAGCCCAGCAGCAAGUACGUGUUUGAGAACGUGGGCAAGAAGCGAAUCCUCACCAUCAACAAGUGCACCCUGGCCGACGACGCCGCGUACGAGGUGGCCAUCAAGGACGAGAAGUGCUUCACCGAGCUCUUUGUCAAAGAGCCCCCAGUCCUGAUCGUCACACCCCUCGAGGACCAGCAGGUGUUCGUGGGUGACCGGGUGGAGCUGUUGGUGGAGGUGUCAGAAGAAGGCGCCCAGGUCAUGUGGAUGAAGGACGGUGUGGAAAUGACGCGGGAGGAGUCCUACAAGGCGCGGUACCGCUUCAAGAAGGACGGCAGGCGGCACGUGCUCAUCUACUCAGACGUGACGCUGGAGGAUGCUGGCCGCUUCCAGGUCGUCACCAACGGCGGCCAGUGCGAGGCUGACCUCAUCGUGGAAGAGAAACAGCUUGAGGUGCUGCAGGACAUCGCGGACCUGACGGUAAAGGCUGCGGAGCAGGCCGUGUUCAAGUGUGAGGUGUCGGACGAGAAGGUGACCGGCAAGUGGUACAAGAACGGGGUCGAGGUGCGGCCCAGCAAGAGGAUCACCAUUUCCCACGUGGGCAGGUUCCACAAGCUGGUGAUCGAUGACGUCCGCCCCGAGGAUGAGGGAGACUACACGUUCGUGCCCGACGGCUUUGCGCUGUCCCUCUCGGCCAAGCUCAACUUCCUGGAAAUCAAGGUGGAGUACGUCCCCAAGCAAGAGCCCCCCAAGAUCCACCUGGACUGCUCUGGGAAGACCUCUGAUAACUCCAUCGUGGUUGUGGCUGGAAACAAGCUGAGGCUGGAUGUGUCCAUCACGGGGGAGCCACCUCCUGUUGCCACCUGGCUGAGGGGAGACGACGUGUUCUCGGCCACCGAGGGCAGGGUCCGCAUUGAGCAGAGGGUGGACUGCAGCAGCUUCGUGAUCGAGAGCGCCGAGCGAGGGGACGAGGGCCGCUACACCAUCAGAGUCGCCAACCCCGCGGGCGAGGAUGUGGCCUCCAUCUUCCUUCGGGUUGUGGAUGUCCCGGACCCGCCGGAGGCUGUGCGAGUGACCUCGGUUGGAGAGGACUGGGCCAUCCUGGUCUGGGAGCCGCCCAAGUACGAUGGGGGGCAGCCAGUCACAGGGUACCUCCUGGAGCGGAAGAAGAAGGGUUCUCAGCGCUGGAUGAAGCUGAACUUCGAGGUCUUCACGGAGACGACCUUCGAGGCCACCAAGAUGAUCGAGGGCGUCCUCUACGAGAUGCGGGUCUUCGCGGUCAAUGCCAUCGGCGUCUCCCAGCCCAGCAUGAACACCAAGCCCUUCAUGCCGAUCGCACCCACGAGCGCGCCCCAGCACCUGGUGGUGGAGGACGUGACGGACACCACCACCACGCUCAAGUGGCGGCCGCCGGACAGGAUCGGGGCAGGCGGCAUCGACGGCUAUCUGGUGGAGUACUGCCUGGAGGGCUGUGAGUGCUGGUUCCGCUCCCACCACCCCCGCCUCGAUCACUACGGGCCAUGCGGAGGGGCGGAAGAAAAGGCAGGGCCCCCGGAGAACGUGAUGGUGAAGGAGGUGUGGGGCACCAACGCUCUGGUGGAGUGGCAGCCGCCCAAAGACGACGGGAACAGUGAGAUCACAGGAUAUUUCAUCCAGAAAGCCGACAAGAAGACCAUGGAAUGGUUCAAUGUCUAUGAACACAACCGGCACACCAGCUGUACUGUAUCUGAUCUCAUCGUGGGGAACGAGUACUACUUCCGAGUGUUCAGCGAGAACAUCUGCGGUCUCAGCGACUCGCCUGGGGUUUCCAAGAACACAGCCCGCAUCCUUAAACAAGGACUCUCCCUCAAACCGCUUGAUUACAAGGAGCAUGACUUCCGGAUGGCUCCCAAGUUCCUUACGCCCCUCAUUGACCGUGUGGUUGUGGCUGGAUACUCCGCAGCUCUCAACUGUGCCGUCAGAGGCGAGCCCAAGCCGAAGGUGGUGUGGAUGAAGAACAAGAUGGAGAUCCGUGAAGACCCCAAGUUCCUGAUGACCAACUACCAGGGGGUCCUCACGCUCAACAUCCGCCGGCCCUCGCCCUUUGACGCAGGCACCUACUCCUGCCGGGCCGUCAAUGAGCUGGGGGAGGCGCUGGCCGAGUGCAGGCUGGACGUGCGAGUGCCACAGUGAAACCUCGCCCCACCUGCCGAGAGGACCGAGCCCCGGCUCCAUCCCCAGAGUGCUCCAGAC